Molecule: messenger RNA, 8236 nt
Organism: Epinephelus fuscoguttatus (brown-marbled grouper)
Lineage: Eukaryota; Metazoa; Chordata; Actinopteri; Perciformes; Serranidae
Gene: kmt2e
Product: lysine (K)-specific methyltransferase 2E
Exons: 24
Coding region: 2024-6979 (1651 amino acids)
Molecular function (GO): protein binding
Source: RefSeq, a predicted model, not a curated record
AGCCUGUAAAUAUUAUUGCAUAGUAAGCAUCGUAGAAAGUUGCACAUACGUUACACUGCAUAAUAACACAGAAUAUAGCUAAGUACAUAUAUAUGUGGGGUGGAGUAGAAGUAAUGCAUGUAAGCUGUUGUAUUGUAAGUGGAUGUAUUACAUGAUCUCAGAUAUAAAGUUAUUAUUUUUUCUCUUUAACGCCCCGUUCAAGACUCGAUCAAAUCAGAUUUCAGAUUCAGAUCAGAAUACGCCUGAACAGCUGGGCCCAGAGAUGACCUAAGACAGGCAUGACCAUAGUCUGACCCGGGGGCCAAUCAUGGCCGGCAAAAUUAUUUUAAACCGCCUGUGGCUUGUUGCUCAAAAUAUACUAAGUGUGGCCCACCGAUAGAUAGAUAGAUAGAUAGAUAGAUAGAUAAUUCUGUUACAGCAACUAGAUAAUUUAAGACAAGAUAAAAAGAAAUAUAUGCCAAUGAGUCCCCAUUAUAUACAAUAUUUAUCAUUAGUAGCUUAAAUUAAGAGUGUGACAACUUAAAACAAAGAGAUUGUUGGCCUUCAUCCUGAUAUGUGCACUUGAGAUUUUGUCCUAAAGCCCAGUGUGAUCUGUGUAAACUCUCAGGCUUUAGAGAGUGUGUGUGAUUUAUGACACGUCCAACAAUGUCGUGGCCCUGUAUGGUGUGUGUUCUUUGUCCGUGAUUCAGUCUUAUUGGUCAGUGUUUCAUAGACUACCCCUUCCUAACAUCAGUUCAAUAUACAAAACGCUGCUCUUGUGUAAGGGGGUUACAUAACAGCUUAGUUGCCUCCUACUGCGCUGGGUAGCGGAUUUAGGUGCUCCUUUUCAGCCAUGCCAGUUGUAAAAUCAAGGAUUUUGGUCCAAAAUAGUGUGUUACAGGCAUGCUUGUGGUGAUGUUAAUGAACAAUGUGGACUGGCCUAGAAGCUGUACUUUAUGUUUAUCUAAUAUAAAAAAAAACAGACAUUAUAAUAAAGCAAAAGCAUUGUAGGGGUUGAGUGAAAUAUAAAGUAGCUUUGUGGCUUCGUGCUGAGGCAAAAUAACCUUAUUCACCCUGAGAGGAAGAGGAGGAAAUGGGAGGGGAAAUAACAGUUAGUUGAAACAAAACCUCCUGAUAAAAACAUUCCCACAGCUGACUUCACUUUGAGAUAAUCUGAGAGAUUGCACGGCCAUUACUGUACCCAGCACACCACACUGUGCUGCAGAGCAUGCCGCACAGAUAUGUCUGAUGGGCUAUUUUUAAAACUCUGAUUAAACCACCACCACAGUAUUAGGCCACGACUACAGCCAGUUUAAUUACCACGCAGCCUUUAAAUGAUUUCCUAAGAUCCAGUUUGUCUAAUUGUUUGUUUAACAGCCAUUGUCUAAGAUAAAGAGCGCGGCAGAAGGUAAAUCCAGAGCGCUGCCGACAGAAAUAGCAGAGUCUUGAGGAAUCACAGGCGUGAACGCGCGCGGAGCACGGUCACGGUGCCCCUGUGAAAUCGGGCGUGUAGCCCCGCAGUAUGUGGAGGCGGGGCUCGGGUUUAGUGAUGGGGAGGGAGGGGGGCUCGUGGGGGAGGCGGAGUCUCGGCAGUCCUGGCAGGGCCGCCAUUUUUGCAAAGGGAAAAGAGACUGGUUUGAGGGGAUCUAAUUUCUAAAAGUCGCCGAUGACUAGGGCACAGUUUUAACGGUUUCGAGUUGAUUUCUAGUCAAAUUCGGGUCACCCCGUAGAACGAGAAGCAAGGGAUUUUUCACGGGAGAGGACUCUGUAGAGGACACCUUUGAAUACAAACAUUUUAAAGCUUUGCUAGGGAUCCGCAGUGUGUGGACAGAAGUAUUGUUUUGGUUGUGGAAGCUGUGUGGAAAGCGACGGGGGUCUUACCCAGGUCCCCUUAUUCGCUAUUCAGAUCAUCCAGAGUGGACAUAAAACGGCCUUGUGGAUGCACUUAGAUGUCUGCAAUGACUGCUGUGGCUGGCAUGCCUCAGUGUUUUGGACUCCCAUUCUCUGGACUCAGUAGGACAAGAACUGAUCAGCAGAGAACGUCAUGAGCAUAGUCAUCCCAGUAGGGGUGGACACAGCAGACACCUCAUACCUGGACAUGGCUGCGGGCUCAGAACCAGAAUCGGUGGAGGCCAGCCCUGUGGUGGUGGAAAAGUCCAGCUACCCACACCAGAUCUACAGCAGCAGCUCUCACCAUUCCCACAGUUACAUUGGCCUGCCUUACGCUGACCAUAACUAUGGGGCGCGGCCCCCACCCACACCACCGGCCUCCCCUCCCCCCUCCAUGUUGAUCCGACAAGGAGAGGGGGGGUUGUUUGUUCCAGGGGGCCAGGACGAAGCGUCCAGGGGCACCACGCUCAGCACCUCAGAGGAUGGCAGCUACGGGGCUGACAUCACCCGCUGCAUCUGUGGCUUCACCCACGAUGACGGCUACAUGAUCUGCUGUGACAAGUGCAGUGCCUGGCAGCACAUAGACUGCAUGGGCAUCGACAGGCAGAACAUUCCUGAGACCUACCUGUGUGAACGCUGUCAACCACGACACCUGGAUCGAGAGAGGGCCAUCCUACUGCAGACCAGGAAACGAGAAUGUUUGUCUGAUGGGGACACCAGUGCUACAGAGAGCGGAGAUGAGGUGCCACUAGAGCUGUACUCCACCUUCCAACACACGCCUACCACCAUCACCCUCACUACGGGGCGCCUUGGCAAUAAGCAGACUGAUAAAAAACGUAAAAAGAGUGGUGAUAAAGAGCCUCCAGCAUCUUCUGCCCGAGCUAAGAAGGCCUUCCGAGAAGGGUCCAGAAAAUCCUCCAGAGUAAAGGGUGCAGCUCCGGAGCAGGAGCCGACAGAGCACCCAUCUCUGUGGGAGAACAAGAUCAAGACGUGGAUGGAGCGUUACGAGGAGGCCAGCAGCAAUCAGUACAGUGAGGACGUCCAGGUCCUGUUGCGUGUUAAAGAGCAAGGCGACGGGAAGAGCCUGGCGUACAACACGCACCCCGCCUCUUUCAAACCGCCUGUGGAGAGUCAAGUUCAGAAGAACAAGAAGAUCCUCAAGGCGGUGCGAGACUUGGCCCCAGACUCCCUCAUCAUUGAGUACAGGGGAAAGUUCAUGCUUCGACAGCAGUUUGAGGCCAACGGAUACUUCUUCAAGAGGCCAUACCCAUUUGUGUUAUUUUAUUCUAAAUUUGACGGACUGGAGAUGUGUGUGGACGCUCGCAGCUUCGGCAACGAGGCACGCUUCAUCCGUCGCUCCUGUACCCCCAACUCUGAAGUGCGGCACGUCAUCGAGGAUGGCAUGCUGCAUUUAUACAUCUACUCACUGAGGCCUAUCAACAAAGGCACAGAAAUCACCAUUGGUUUUGAUUAUGACUAUGGCAGCUGUAAAUACAAGGUGGACUGUGCCUGUGUGAAGGGGAACCAGGAGUGCCCGGUGCUCAAGCACAAUCUAGAACCCACAGAGAACCUGGUCGCCGGAGGCCGGCGCCGAGGGAGUCGCAAAGACAAGGAGACGGUGCGGGACGACCAGGGCCAGAACCAGAACAUGGGUUUGGACGGCGAGGGCAAGAGCAAGACUGUAGGUGACGGCAAACAGAGGAAACUCUCUCCUCUGCGCCUCUCCAUCUCCAACAACCAGGAUCCUGAGUUAUAUGAGGAUCUAGAAGACAGAACCUCCGUUAGCAAUGAAGUAGAGAUGGAGUCAGAGGAGCAGAUUGCAGAGAGGAGGAGGAAGAUGACACGAGAAGAGAGGAAGAUGGAGGCCAUCCUGCAAGCCUUUGCCCGGAUGGAGAAGAGGGAGAAACGUAGAGAGCAGGCCCUGGAAAGAAUCGGGAGCGUCAAGACGGAGGUCGGUGGCCGCAGUGACAUCAAGGAGGAGCCUCCAGCCACGCCGGAGACGGCAGAUUCUCCUGCUGUCAUGCAGCCACUUCUGGAGGUGAAAGAGGAGCCAGGUUUAAAGCCAGCCAAGGUCAAAAGCUCAAGGAACAGGAAAAGUUUCUCAAGGAACCGCACGCACAUCGGCCAACAGCGCCGGCGAGCUCGCACCAUCAGCACCUGUUCCGACUUGGCCCCUGGCUCCCCGACUGAGUCGGUGGAGCCUCUGACCAGUGAGGCCCCCGAAGGAGAGACGCCCACCGCACCAGAGCCUGAGGCCAUCCCCGCCCAAGCACCGGACACCAGCCCUCCACACAGCAGCUCACCCGCACCUGACAGAAACCGCACCGGGAGCAAGAACUUCAAAACUAAAAAGCACUUUGUGAGUGAGUGGGUGGGAGAGAAACAGCAGGACCGCGGCGCAGUACGGACCCCAGAGCCGGCCCCCGAGAGGCCGCUCAGAAUAAGCAGCGACCCCGAAGUACUUGCCACACAGCUCAACGCCCUCCCAGGCAUGGCCUGCUCUCCGCAGGUCUACAGCACGCCCAAACACUACGUCCGCUUCUCGUCCCCGUUCCUGGUUAAUCGCAGCCCCACUACUCCAGGAGUCCCCACAGGAAGACGGCGCUCUAGAGAACUGCCUGAAACGCCGCCAACCACUGGCUCCUGCAAGAAGCGAUGGUUGAAGCAGGCUCUAGAGGAGGAGGGCUCCACCAGCCCAGCCAGACGACCGAGUCUUCUCAUGCCCAGUGAGGGUCCCCUCAGCCCCUCCAUCAACGGAGACUCUGACAGCCCUCUACCCUACAACGGCACCUGCUCACUACCAGAGUUGCCCACACCUUUGAAAAAGCGCCGGUUGAGUCCGUUAGACGCCUGCAUGUCCGAGAGCUCGACACCGUACGGCUCACCUUGUGCCACGCCCACCAGGGCCGACCAAUCGGAGACACCCGCAACCCCCGUCUUAUUGGCUACCCCACCGCGUCCCCGAACCGAGGAGCCAAGCACAGAGCCCCCACCCAGCACCCCAACGCAGACACUUAACGCCCUUCAGGAGAGUGAAUCUUCAGUAGAAAACUCCCCAGAGGUCAGCCGGAAACCCAGCGUGCAAGAGGCCGACCGUCCUCCUUCGUUGGUCUCCUCUCCCUGCGUUAGAGCUCCCAGUUCAGACGGACUCCCAACAGAAGCCAAGGUCUCAGUUCCUGAGAGUCCACAGCCUCCAGCUGCUGAGUCCGUGGACUGCGGAGAGGACCGAGGAGAUGGCGUCGUCGUAGAGGGCGGUAGCGAGGCUUCCUCAUCCGCAGAAACGUGUGCUUCCUCUUUUUCUGGCUGGAUCAAAAGCCCAGACAGAGGCCCGACUGGACCAGCUGGCCUGAACUUCUCUCCAGUCAACUCAAACUUAAGGGACCUCACCCCAUCACACACCCUGGAGCCUCUGGUGGCUCCCUUCAGGCCCGAGGCUGCAGCUGGGGCUGCGGCAGGGUCCGCAGCAGGGACGGGGUCGUUGGUCGGCUCUCAGGCCCCCUUCAGUGAAGGCCAGGGGCAGCUCUUUUACCCCUGCUCCGAGGAGGGAAGCUCACUCGGCUUCUCACGUUCACUAAAUGGGGACACUGCUGGCGAAGGAGGAGGGUCGGCUCAGAAUCCUCCACAGAAGAAAAAGGUUUCCCUGCUAGAAUACAGGAAACGUCAGCGAGAAGCUCGUCGCAGCGGCUCCAAGACCGAGUGCAGCUCUCCUGUUUCCACCGUGCCCCCUCUGAGCGUGGACGCCUUCCCCGUUGUUGCGCUGGAGACCGCCAGCGAACCUCCUCUUCCCCCCGCUCCCACUCCUCUCUGCAACACCAACAGCGUCGUCGUGAAAGAGCCGCAGACAAGUGAGGAGGCAGAGGCGCCUGGAGAGAAAGGAGAGAAGGAAGGAGGAGAGGGACAGUGGACGUCGUCCACUUCUGUCGAGCAGGCCCGAGAACGCAGCUACCACAGAGCUCUGCUGCUCAGCAAAGACAAAGACACAGAUGGUGAGACAGAUGGUGGCGAUACACCUGCACUGAGAGACUGUCCGUCUCCAAGUCUUCAAAAGACCCCAACCCACACACCGUGCUCUCCUGGUCCCCUCGCCCAGCCUCCCAGCCGACCAGCGAAGGAGGAAGACGCCGACAGUCAGCCUCGGACGCCAAAUCCAACCAGCCAGCCGCCGGGCAAGCCUGCAGGACCUAAGCCGGCUCCUCUGACCCCCACCAAGCUGCAUCCCACCCCGUUACCCUCCUCGCCCGUGCACUACCCCGGAUCCUCCCUCCUCCACUCGCCCAAGCCUCAGCCUCAGGGCUCUCCCUACCGCAGCCAGAGGGCGCUGUUCUCCGCACAGCCUCAGAACCAACCCCAGCCCCAGGCGCAGACUGGCCCCGCUCCUUUCACCCAGUAUAACACACAGAGUGCUCCACCACCACCUCCACCUCCUCCCCCAGCACCACCAGUGUCCUCAGCGUACUUCCCCAGUCAGAGCCCGUCACCGGCCGGACCUUUUCCUGGGUUCAAACCUGCCGUCACGCCCCCGUACCCUCCUGGUUCUCAGCCUCUGAUGCAGACUAUUCCCCACAGCGUGCACUAUCAGAGCUCUGCCGCUCCACCACCUCCUCCUCCUCCACCCCCACACCCGAUGCCCGGCCCCACCCUGCUGCACGUAAACCUGCAACCUCCUCCCAUCCAGCAGCACCAGCUCAUGCUGAACACCGCCCCUCCUCCGCCUCCACCCCCACAGGGCCAGACCUCCCAGCAGCAGCAGCAGCCGCCUCCUGCUGGCAGCACCCUGCUGUCGCUCACCCCUCCUCCGCCUCCUCCUCCGCCUCCCCCCGCCCCCUCGACCAACGCCCCGAUGCAGCCCCACCACUUUCAGAACUUAGGGGCUUUUCAGCCGGCAUUGCUGCACCCAGGCGCCACCGCCAACCCUUCAGUGCCCCCAUCGACGUACCCCCCGCCCCUUCAGCAGACUGGACUGCCUCCACCUCCCCCUCCUCCUCCCCAACAGACUCAACAAGGCCAGGCCCAGGCCGCCGCCUCCCAGAUGCCUUCUGGGACUCGUGGAGCUCCUGCGUCCUCGACCCCCUUCCACAGCUCGGGGUACCUGAGCACAGGGUGGCACUGACCGCUCUCUUCGCUGUCGGGCCCCUCCCUCCGGCAGCCCCCUGAGAACUCAGCCUGAGAGGGGUGUGUAUCAUAAGCUGUAGAUAUGUUUUCUAUGUACCUGAACACAUGGCCAGUGGAAAAACAGCUGAUUGUGGGAUGAAAGGAUGCUUUUUAAAAAAAAAUACAAAAAAAAAACAAGGACAGAAAAUUUUAGAAAAAAGGACAGUGAAACGAUCUUCUAGACAAACUGUAUAAAAAUGAAGAUGGACGAUCCCCCCGGUGCUCAUAACCCUCUCUCUCUCUGGCCUCCAUUUGUUUUUAUAUAUCCUUCCUGUGAUGGAGAGGAAAGCUCUCUGUUUUGUGUCUUGUUUGGACUCCCGUUGUAAGGCCCCGCACUUUGUUUAUCAAUGGACAUUCCAGCCUAUAACCCCCUCCCUCCUUCCCUCCCUCCCUCCUCUUCCUCCUUUGUCAGUUACUCCUUUUACUUCCUCUUCUCUCUCGUCUGUCGUCGGCUCUCUACACCAUUUAUUUGUUUUAAUCUAGUGGCUCAUUAUAGCAAAGAGAAAGCUUUUUGUAUAGAGAAAAAAAAACACAAUUAUUUUUUUUAUUCCUCUGUCUAACAACAAAUAUCUGUUCACCGCUGCAGAUUCAGAAAAGACCCAUUUCUGGGAGCCUGCCUCACCGCCCCUGGGAGGCCGCACUCGUGUGUAUGUGUGUGUGUGUGUGUGUGUGUGUGUGUGUGUCUGUGUGUGUCAGCCUGUGUGCGCGUGUGUGUGUGUGUGUGAAAGAGUGUGAUUGGUUGAUGAAAGAAAAGUGUGAGAUUUUGUGUAACGAGUGCUUGUAGUCUUCUGAGGUAGGUAGGCAGGGUGGUGUCGCCCACAAGUAGGACGUUAGCGGUUUAUUUUUGAAUAUCAAUGGUUAUUUGUAGAAAGUGUAAUUUAAUGUAUAGGUGGUUACUCCAGCUUUCACCAGGAACAGGUUGUAAAUAUUUGCUUCUUUUCUUUUCUAUGCUUGUACAAUUCGCUCCCAUCCCAUUUUGAAAUAUGGUUGUAAAUAUGAACGCUCUUCUUGGCAAAGCUGAAUGUUUCUGUGACUGUAGCAUUAUUUUUAUUUUAUUUUUUUUUUCCCUCUCUGGACUCUUCAACUUUGUCUUUUUUUUAUUAUUUGUGUGUGUGAGUGUAUGUUUGUGUGGAGGAGAGAGACUCACAGACACUGCACUGGUUGGCUAUUUUCAUGGUUCAUUAUAUUAAAUCACUGUAAUGACAGUUUUAUACAA